Messenger RNA from Enterobius vermicularis (human pinworm), 318 nucleotides. Lineage: Eukaryota; Metazoa; Nematoda; Chromadorea; Rhabditida; Oxyuridae. The record is from the annotation of a GenBank genome assembly.
CAAAUGGCGGCUGAAGUUGAUCAGCAGAUGGAAGUGGACGAACAAGCAGGUGCGGUUACUGUGAAAAAGUGGAAUGCAGUUGCGCUCUGGUCGUGGGAUAUAGUAGUGGAUAAUUGCGCUAUAUGCCGCAACCACAUCAUGGACCUAUGCAUUGAGUGUCAAGCGAACCAAGCUUCAGCGACAUCAGAGGAAUGUACAGUUGCGUGGGGAGUUUGUAAUCAUGCUUUUCAUUUUCACUGUAUUUCCCGUUGGUUAAAAACACGUCAGGUUUGUCCUUUAGACAACCGAGACUGGGAAUUUCAAAAGUAUGGUCAUUAA